Austrofundulus limnaeus is the source of this 1678-nucleotide messenger RNA. It is a transcript of the gene unc13d, whose product is annotated as unc-13 homolog D (C. elegans). Gene Ontology annotation, cellular component: exocytic vesicle. Gene Ontology annotation, biological process: secretion. The record is from RefSeq and is a predicted model, not a curated record. Lineage: Eukaryota; Metazoa; Chordata; Actinopteri; Cyprinodontiformes; Rivulidae.
AUGAAAGGCAGCAGAUCUCCAACCAUCUCUCAUGUGUUUUCAUCAGGUUUUAGUGACCCGUACUGCCUCCUGAUGGUACUGGAAGAUGAGAAACAAACUGAAACCAGCAGCCCUAAAGCCAAACCAAGUAAAUAUGUUGCGAAGGACACCGUGUCGCACGAGAAAAUCUGCCAAACAGAGAUCAAAAAGCAAACCCUGAAUCCUAUUUGGAACCAGACCUUCAUCCUAGAGUUUAAAGAUAUAACCAGCACCAGCUUCCACCUGGAGAUGUGGGACAAGGAUGAAGAGGUGUCGCUCACCCAGAAACUCGAGGAAAUCAAAACCAACUUUAACAGCUUGAGAAGGAUGAUCAAAGAGGCCAAAAAGGAGAAAGGCACCGAUGACUUUUUGGGAAAUAUUGUCAUAAAACUACAGAGAGAUGGCACACUGAGUGCGGGUCGCAGUGCUUACAUUAACUACUGUGGGAUUCUGCAGCAGUGUGUCCAAGCUUACAUCUCACAGCAGAAGAGCUCGACUCCAUGGAGAGGAGCGUUGUGUGGCGAGGCUCAGACUCUACUCGAGUUUUAUGCUACGCAGAACAACCUGUCUCCUUUUCUGCAGGACCUGGCGAAGUGGGUGGCGUACAGUAAACUGUACCAGAGUUUAGAGGUGGACUCAUCGGUUCUGUUCCAGCAGAUCACCAGUAUAGAGUACCACUGGCACCAGCAGGAGCUGCCCUACCAGCAGAAACAGGAACUUGGGGAUUCUCUUCAUGGUUUCCUGCAGUACGGUUUAUGUCUGGUGGCCAAAUACAGAGACAUCUUCCCCCCGAGCCCCACUGCUACCCCCAAACUACACACUGCUGUGCAGGUAGACGUGUUCACUGUUGUGUAUCUGAAGUUUGACUCCCUGCUGGCACAUGAAGUGAGGCAAACGUUAGCCCUGAUGGAAGGCCAGAUGGAUGGGAAAGUUGCACAAAGCCUGUUUCAGGUUUACCUGAGCUUGAAGGGCAUCCAUAAGGACAAGGCUUUCCUGCAGAAAAGCUGUGUGUGGUGGUGAAUGACCUGGAGCAUUUACGGGAAGUACUGAGCAAGCUUCCUAAACAACUGAACUUUGAAGGACUUCAGAUUCUCACUAAACAUGUCAUUGGAGACARUCAGUUCAACAACACCCUGGAUCUACAGCUGAAACAAGCCCAGAGCCUCCUGAAGAGAGAGAUCCGCUCUGCUAUAGACACACUKGGGAUAAAGUUAGACGCAGACAUUGAGACUCAUGUUCGAAGCAUGUCGACUAGGAGAAGAAUCCCCUCCAAGUCCACAGAGGAUGCUGCUGCCCCUUUGAUGCGUUACCUGGAACAGGAGCUGCAGUACAUGAAUGAAAACUUAGUUCAGAGGAACUUCAACAGUCUCCUGAAACCUUUAUGGGACAACUCAGUGAAAAUCCUCCACCAGCUGUCCACUCAGCACCCACAGACAGAGGGACUCAUGGUGUUCUGUCAGAGACUGCUGUACACGCUGCAGUGUCUGGAGCAGUGCUUUCAUGCUGAGGGGAACGGACUUUCUUUAGACGUUCUGCACUCUGAUGAGUACAAGAGUCUGAAGACUUUCCUCACACACAACUCUCUGAGCAGCCAGCAGCUCCUCGACAAGUUCUUCAAGAAAAAGAUAACAGAGCAGGUGAGUUUCAAACAGUCCACACA